Astrephomene gubernaculifera is the source of this 1501-nucleotide messenger RNA. Lineage: Eukaryota; Viridiplantae; Chlorophyta; Chlorophyceae; Chlamydomonadales; Astrephomenaceae. The record is from the annotation of a GenBank genome assembly.
CAAUUACAUACAUUCUGUAUAGCCUUUCUUGUGCAAAAUUCGGACGGGAUUUCCGCGCCCAACCUCCACAUUCCUAACUGGACUGCGCACUGGACUCGACAUUUGACAUUAGCCUAACGUCACACUCGCACAUAGCAAAAUGAAGCUUACAAAGCAGCAUGACGUUGCGGCACAUGAUGAAGGCGUAUGGUCUGUGGCAUGGAUCCCAGGAACACAAAGCUUGCUAACCGGAUCUGUUGACGAGAGUGUUAAGCGCUGGGAUGUAACUGAUCAAGGACUAUCGGAGGUCUAUAAGCAGGAGGGUCACGGACUGGGCGUCAUUUCGGUGGCUGCACAUGGGUCGGGACAAUUUGCAGCAUCCAGCUCCUUGGAUUCGCUCAUACGCGUUUGGGACGUAAACGACCAAACAACAAACAUUUCAGUAAUAGAAAUGGCGCCCACGGAGACCUGGACUGUGGCGUUCGGACCACAACCUGAUGCCAUCGACCUGGCUGUGUCUGGUGGGACACGUAACACGGUCGUCCUAUGGCGCAUUGGCGAUGGCAAGACGGAAAACGUCGGGGAACUAGCAGCACCAACGGCCGCCGCGGAGAGUAAGGCCCACAAGCGCGAGCAAUUCGUGCUGAGCUCCGCCUACAGCCCAGACGGCUUGCGGCUUGCAGCGGGCUGCAUGGACGGAACUGUGGCGAUCUGGGACCUGACCACGUCCAAGCUGCUGGGCAAGUGCGAGGGACACCACAAGCCCGUGCGCAGCCUCACAUUCACGAGCGAUAGCCGCAUGCUGCUGACUGCGUGCGACGACAUGCACGUGCACCUGUACGAUGUGGAGAGCUGCAACCUCAUCGAGUCGUUUUCAGGCCACGAGUCCUGGGUGCUCUCUGUAGCCAUGCACCCCGGCGGCGCCGCCUUCGCCAGCGGCGGCAGCGACGCGCGGGUCAAGCUGUGGGAUAUCAACACGCGCACGUGCGUGCAGACCAUGGCAGCAGACCACACGGACCAGGUGUGGGGCGUGUCGUUCAGCAGCUCGGGCAGCCACCUCGCCUCCGUGGCGGAUGACAAGCGGCUGGUGGUGUAUGCGGUGGCGUGAGGGGGGGGGAUGAGGUGGAUGAGGAGGAGGUGUUUGGCGAGGAGGGGUAGCGCAUAAGGAAGGGAAGCUGUGUUUGUACACUGGGCAGGGCUGGUGUGGGGGAGGAUGGGGCGAAUGCGGACGAGGAGGAGGAGGUGCUGUGGAAAACAAACGGCGAAUUGCAUUGGCGGAAGCGAGGUAGUGACGGUUUACAGGCGGUGACGUGGUUGGUUGUCAGGCGCCCACGGAGGCAUGGGACCCCACUGCUGAGCGGUCUGAGGAGGUACUUGGCAGCGGGUGAUGCUGGUUGGGUUGCCAAUGGGUGUUGGUGGUUGCUGAAGGAAGGUGGUUGGGGUGUAAGGAAUGGUUGAAGUAAGUUCUGUGUGGAGUGUUGACAAAGUGGAGAGUAUGGUAUCGGUAUUGCCGCGCCCAUAC